Molecule: messenger RNA, 474 nt
Organism: Melampsora larici-populina 98AG31
Lineage: Eukaryota; Fungi; Basidiomycota; Pucciniomycetes; Pucciniales; Melampsoraceae
Exons: 2
Coding region: 1-474 (157 amino acids)
Source: RefSeq, a predicted model, not a curated record
AUGAUCCCAGAUUGCUUACUCGAUAUCAUAUAUAGUGAAUUCUUCUUAUAUCAUAUCGGACCAAUUCUUCUUCUGUACAUUACGGUCUCUUUAAUCUCUCCUAAAGUCUUACGACCAAUAAUUGCACGUGUUGUUUUACUUCUCGUCUCUUUCCUCGUCAUCUUUUUAUGCGUCAUUCUCAUCUGGUCGAUUUCUUACUUCUCUCCCAAAGAGGAAAGAAGAUCAUCUUCACCUUUACCUUUACCUUCACCUUCACCUUCACGUCUUCCUACUAUUAUUGUUACACCUCCUACUGAAGAUCAUAUCACUAACUUGCCUCCAGCAUUUGAAGAGCAAGAUCAAAACUUCCUUACAACACUCUAUCUUGGAUCACGUCCCAUGCGUGGAAGAAGUAACUCUCGUGCUUCGAGUUUCGCACCCGGUUUUUCACGUAGCAGAUCUCGUUCACCAGCUGGCUCUCGUCGGUGGAUUUGA